UCUACAAACUUGAUGGAGUGAUAAUGAACUUCAAUCAAAUUUUAGGGAGAUCUCUGUUCACCGAUUCUUCGACAAUCUGAAUUUAGUCCAGAUAUACGAAGUGCUUAAGCAAGAUUCAAAGUUAUAUAUUUGUGAGAUCUUGUCAAAGUAAGAAGGUAUCUGAAGGCGAUGCAAAGAUUAUUAUCAAACGACUGCUUAGAUUCCUCGAGUCUUAUCAUUCGAAGAAUAUCACAAAAAAUCAUUGAAAUUUCAAAUGAAUUUCAAGUAAAUAAUAAAUUUUGCUAUCAAAUUUUAGAUGACUAUAAGAAACAUAAAAGUUUCGACUCAAUUUUUUCAGUCAUCAUGCAUCGAUAUUUAAAGCCGGAGAGUGUUAUUAUCGAACUUUCUACCCUACAAAUAUAAGUAAUUGAUUUUGUUCCUCAAGUUAUUUCUCCAACUCUUAUAAACUCAAGACCUGACUUGAAACUUCUUUCUACAUAGCACCAGAAGUGUUGGAGAGAAAAUAUACUUAGAAUGUAGAUAUUUGAACUAUAAAGUGGAUGCAAGAGGGGGUUAAGUUAUGUUUUUUAAUAUCUUGCUUCUUUCCCUGUCUGCUGAAGUAUUUCUAGAAAGUCCUUACUUUUAAGCUUAAAUGGUUGACUUAACUGCAUUG
Moneuplotes crassus is the source of this 652-nucleotide messenger RNA. The record is from the annotation of a GenBank genome assembly. Lineage: Eukaryota; Ciliophora; Spirotrichea; Euplotida; Euplotidae.